Trichechus manatus latirostris (Florida manatee) is the source of this 1899-nucleotide messenger RNA. Its product is annotated as serpin B4. Gene Ontology annotation, molecular function: serine-type endopeptidase inhibitor activity. Lineage: Eukaryota; Metazoa; Chordata; Mammalia; Sirenia; Trichechidae. The record is from RefSeq and is a predicted model, not a curated record. Gene Ontology annotation, biological process: negative regulation of endopeptidase activity.
UAGAGUUUCCAAGGAGUGGCUGGUGGAUUCAAACUGCCAACUUUUUGGUUAGCAGCCGUAGCUCUUAACCACUGCACCACCAGGGCUCCAGUGUUACUAAGUCUCCCGGUUAUGAAAUUAAUACCUCUUCAUUGUGGAAGUCUUGAAAAGUAAAAACAAAAACUUUCAUUGCUGUUAAGUUCCCUACCUGGAUAUAAGUCAUUUUCCUUUAAGAAAAAUUCAGUUCAGAAUAAUGUUCUGUCCGGCAAAGCCAUUAUAAAAUGCAUCUGAUGUUUUCCCAGGGUUCCAGAGCACCCAAGGGGGCCAUGGAUUCACUUAGUGAAGCAAAUACCCACCGGUUUGAUCUGUUCCAACAGAUGAGAAAGUGAAAGGAGGGCAACAUCUUCUUCUCCCUGCUAAGCAUAUCAUCUGCGUUAUUCAUGGUCUGUUUAGGUGGACGAAACACCACUGCCUUACACAUGGAGGAGGAUACGAGCAAAUCCGUGCAGAUAAUGAAGCAGAAGUCCUUCAAUUUUGCCUUCCUGGAGGACGUGUAGGCCAAGAUGCUGGAAAUACUAUACAAAGGCAAAGUUAGCAUGUUUGUGCUGCUGCCAAAUGAAGUAGACAGUCUGAAAAAGAUAAAACUUAUUGAAGAUACACUCAUCGCAGAGAAAUUACUAGAGUGGAUGAGCUCAUCGAGUAUGCACAGGAUAGAUGUGGACUUAUUCUUACCUCAGUUCAAAGUGAAGGGCUAUGACCUCAAAGCCAUGCUGAGAGCCCUAGGCAUGGUGGACACCUUUAGUCCACAGGAUGCUGACUUCUUGGGCGUGACCGGGAGCCAAUAUCUCAUGAUGUCUAAAGUCCUACACAAUUCCUUUGUGGAGGUGAAUGAAGAUGGGACCCAGGCUGUAGCCGCCAGCACCAGCGUGGAAAUUCUUCCAACAUCCAUACCCAUUUAUGAAACUUUCUGUUGUGAUCACCCUUUCACGUUCUUCAUCAAGCAAAAGACCAACAGCAUCCUCUUCUUUGGCAGAUUAUCUUCCCCUUAGGUGCUGCUAGCCUGUCACUACAUUUGGAAAAGCUCAGAGUUGUUGCAGUAAAAUGACUGCUAGAAAUUACAGAUUCCCUUUCAUUCAUUUUCUUUAUGUAUCUCACAGUCAACACAAAGAAUUUAAUGGUUGAAAUAGCAUGUCUGCCUACCUCUCUUUCCAAACAUAAUUUUUUCCUGUGAAAAUUCCCUUUAGGACAAAAUGUUCAACUUCAAAAAAAGACAAAGGAAUAUUUCAACGCUGUAUCUUCUAAAUUUGAAAUAUCAUUCUGCUUGUGACUCUAUAAAAACAAAACAAUUCAAAUAAUACCUGCUCCGUAAACUUAUUAACCUAGACACCUACAUUUCUUUGAAAUUGGGUGAUACCUGGAACCUUUAUAGUUCUAAAGCUUGUGAUUCUAUAAAAUACAUACAUCAAUAAAACUGAUUUCAUCAAAUUAUUUUUUUUCUUUCCUUUUUCUUUUUAUUUUCCUCUUUCUUUUAAACAAACUGCAAGUGGCCAACCACACAUAGAAAAGGUAACUUGGAAAUAUAUUAACCAUACAGAAAGCAAAAUUCAAAACAAGGUUAGGAGAUAAUGAGGCCUGAGAGAUAGGCGGGGCCCAGAAAAUGAGGGCCUAGUAGCCCAAACUAAGAACUUUUUAUUUUAUUCAAAAAGUAAUAGAAAUUCAUUAUACGUUUUGUUUGUUGUUUGUUGUUUAAAGAGAGGAAUCACAUGCUCAUAUCUGCAUCUUGAAAAUAUACAUCUGCCUCACUUGGUCUCUAUUCACCUGGAGCAAUAGAAGAGAAAAGAGAGUCAAGAAUAGGAGGAAGAUAUGGAAUGUGUGGCUAAUUGCCUCCAUGGACAACUGCCUCCUUUAAUAUGAGACCAG